This is a messenger RNA of Nerophis ophidion (straightnose pipefish), 2273 nucleotides long. RefSeq names its product gastrula zinc finger protein XlCGF48.2-like. Gene Ontology annotation, biological process: regulation of cytokine production; regulation of immune system process; negative regulation of transcription by RNA polymerase II. The transcript is spliced from 3 exons. Lineage: Eukaryota; Metazoa; Chordata; Actinopteri; Syngnathiformes; Syngnathidae. The coding region runs from base 316 to 2115 and encodes 599 amino acids. The record is from RefSeq and is a predicted model, not a curated record.
AACACGGCGAGGAUAAAGCAAGAUGGCGUCUGACGGUGAAGACGUUAUUGCAGUCGUCACAGUUCAAUGUUCUUAAUCUGUGCCUCCAUGUACACAUAUAUGUCCUUUAUUACACUCUAGUAAAUAGAGUAAACAUCGUUAAUAACUGUUUGCAUCCGGUUAUAUUAGUCUGAGCGCACUUUGAUGCUUCUCGAGCUAGCUUAGCCUGCUAGUUAGCUUAGCUUGUUAGCUGCUAACAAAGAGAGGCGGAAGUGAUCAAAACACAUCACUAAGUAAAGAUCAAGUGUGAGUGUAAAGUGUUGUGAUUGUGUGAAAAUGUGCCAAAGAACCACAGCAGAGUACGAGGAGGAACUUUGUCCAACAAAAGAGGAGAAGGAGCGACAACAUGAAAAACAUCAAGUUGUGUUACACAGAACAGACAUCCAUCAGCUGAUUGGACACCAAGAAGAAUGUCUCCCUCAUCUGCAGGGGGACAGUUUCACUUUAGAGUAUCCACAGCCCUCACAUUUUAAAGGGGACAAGGAGGAUCCACAGCCCUCUUAUUUUAAAGAAGAAGAGGGGGGAGAGUGUCCUGUAGGGCAGGAGGAGGCUGAUGUCAGCAAGUUUCCACUGACUGUUGUCUUUGUGAAGACUGAAGAGCAUGAAGACAAACCACCUGAGUCCCCACAGCUUCAUCACAGUCCAAACGUCUGUGAAGAACAUCUUCUCCCUGAGCAACAGAAGUGGAGCUUCAGGAUGGAGCCACAGCCCUCCCACAUUAAAAAGGAAAAGAAACACCCACUGAUCCCCCAUUUUAAAGCGGAAGAGGAUGACCCACUGACCACUCACAUCAAAGAGGAAGAGGAGGACUCAUUGACCCCCAAUUUUAAAAAGGAAGAGGAGAAGCCACUAAUAACCCAUUUUAAAGAGGAAGAGGAGGACCUACUGACCCCUUACUUUAAAGAGGAAGAGGAGGACUCAUUGACCCCCAAUUUUAAAAAGGAAGAGGAGAAGCCACUAAUAACCCAUUUUAAAGAGGAAGAGGAGGACCUACUGACCCCUCACUUUAAAGAGGAAGAGGAGGACCAAGAGGCGCCGCACAUUAGAGAGGAAGAGGAGGAAGAGGGCAUCAGUCAGCCUAAAUGGUUGGAGGAGUUCCCAGUGACUGGUGUCCCUGUGAAGAGUGAAGAUGAUGAGGUGAAAGGUGAAAGUGAGGAGAGGGGAGGGGGGGAGCCUCCAAGCAGCAGCUCAACACAACACAUGACAACAGAAGCUGAUGGAGACCACUGUGGAGGAUCACAAGCAGACAAGCUCUUAGCUCCACUAUCAGAUAGUGAGGACACAACGUCACACUCUCCUGACACUGAUGAUGAAGACUCUAAAGAUGAUAAGACAUGUCACACUGACAACACUCACUUCACAUGUUCUCUCUGUCACAAAACUUUUAAAUACCAUUGUCGUCUAAAAUCACACAUGAGAACACACACUGGAGAAAAACCUUUCUCUUGUUCAAUCUGUGGUAAAUGUUUUACACAAAGUAUCAAUUUGAAAGCACACAUGAGAACACACACUUGUGAAAAACGUUUUUCCUGUUCAACCUGUGGUAAAGGUUUUACACAAAGUCAGAGUUUGAAAAUACAUAUUAGAACACACACUAGAGAAAAACCUUUUUCUUGUUCACUCUGUAGUAAAGGUUUUACACAAAGUAUCAAUUUGAAGGUACACAUGAGAACACACACCAGUGAAAAACCUUUUUCCUGUUCAAUCUGUGGUAAAGGUUUUAGAGAAAGUCAACAUUUGAAAAGACACAUGAGAACACACACUGGUGAAAAACCUUUUUCAUGUUCAAACUGCGGUAAACAUUUUACUCAGAGGCCAGAUUUAAAAGUACACAUGAGAACACACACUGGAGAAAAACCUUUUUCAUGUUCUAUCUGUGGUAAAGGUUUUACAAGAAGUCAACAUUUGAAAGUACACAUGAGAACACACACUGGUGAAAAACCUUUUUCAUGUUCAAUCUGCGGUAAAGAUUUUACUCGAAGGGAAAAUUUCAAAAAGCACAUGAGAAUACACACUGGAGAAAAACCUUUUCCUGUUCAAUCUGCAGUAAAUAUUUUGCGCAACGACACUAUUUGAAAGAACACGUGAGAACACACACUGGAGAAAAACCUUUUACAUGUUCAGUAUGUUGUAAAAGUUUUUUACAAAGUCAGCAUUUGAAAAGACACACGAGAAGACACCCAGGAGAGAAAGUGUUGAGUUGCAGUGUGUGUGGUGAAAGAUUGUCUUCUAAG